AUGGCCACAUCAUCGGCCAUUCUCGAUGGGGAGAUCGAGGCCAUGGAGACGGGAGAGAACAACUGCAACCCGUCGACCGCUGCACCGGUGCCCGAGGCGCUUCAUUCGCGCCAAUAUCAACUUGAGAUGUUCGAGAAGUCAAAGACUGAGAACAUCAUCAUUUGUAUGGACACCGGUAGUGGCAAAACCCAGAUCGCUCGACUCCGUAUCGACUUUGAACUGCAACGCAACCCGACCUUGAGAUGUUGGUUCUUAGCCCAGACUCAAGUCCUAGCCGAGCAGCAGCACAGCUUCAUGAGCAAACAGCUUACCCAGCACUCUUUCAGACUGAUCACAGGUGCGGAUAAUGCCGAAUAUUGGGCUUCGCAGAAUGUCUGGAACGCAGCGUUGUCAUCUUACAACGGGGUGAUAUCAACACCUGUUGUCUUGUAUGAUGCGUUGAGUCACGGCUUUGUGUCCCUCGACAGCAUGUCACUGCUUGUAUUUGACGAAGCUCAUCACUGCGUAAAAAGCAACCCCUACAACAAGAUCAUGGGCCUCGUCAAACAACAUUUCGCGGACACCAAUAGACGACCUGAUAUCCUUGGGCUCACGGCAACACCGAUGAUCCGCGAUGAUCUCAAGCUUAUCGAAGAGCUCGGAAACAACCUCAUGUCAGUGUGCAGAACUCCCACUCAAAGCAUAGAAGAACUGCGAGAGCAUGUGCAUCUCCCAGAUUUAGUCUGGCUGGAGUACGAGCAAGUUGAAGGACGGGGCUCCGUGUUACUUGAGCGUCUUCAGAUGUUACUUCGAGACUACACCUUGGAUGACGACCCCACGAUGACUAUGUUGCAACAAAGCGACGAUCCACAUGAUAUGCAGAAGCUUGCAAAGUUCCUAGCUCGAGAGGAAUCUCCUACGAAGCGACAAAUACUUAAAAUGCUUGGACCGUGGGCUGCCGAUCGGUACAGCUAUGCAUGCAUCAGUCAACUGUAUAAUGCUACGGCACAGCAAGAAGCCUGUCUAUUCGUCAUUGAUAAGAGCGAGACACAACAUCUGGCGCAGCUUCUCCGGCCCCUGUUGGAUGUUCCCCUCUAUCCGACUCCGGAAGAACACGAAAUGACGCCUAAAGUAAAGAGACUGCUCGCUCAUCUUCAGUCACUACAGCCGGAGAGCAUGAGUUGUGUGAUCUUCGUAGAAAGACGUUCUGUCGCCUACGCCUUAUGCGACGUCGUGGCAAACGUUUCGGGUCUAGAUGGCUGGCAUCCUUUCACUUUCGUCGGGUGUGCGAACCCAAUGAAUCGCACGCUAGCGGACCUUGCGGAUCUAAGAGUCCAGCACGAGAGAUUUGUGGAGUUCAGACGAGGCGACCGCAACCUGGUUAUCGGAACUAACGUACUCGAGGAAGGCAUCGAUGUCAGAGCGUGCAACCUUGUCAUCUGUUUCGAUCCUCCUAUCUCUCAUAGGGCUUACAUCCAACGUCGAGGGCGUGCUCGCGAUCCAGAUGCGAGGUUCGCUUUCAUGGUUGAUCGGAAGACAUAUUCGACGAACCUCCAUCAAUGGCAGGCUCUAGAGGAAGAGAUGAAACGCAAGUGUGCUGAAGAAAACCGGAGAAGAGAUGAUCUACUGCAGCAUGAGAAGGGGGCGGAAGAACGGGUUGACUUUCCUCCUAUCAGAACAUCGAAGGCAACAAUCGAAGUCGACAGCGCCCGGCAACACCUAGAGUACUUCUGUCAGACGAUGCGUAAAGCAGGGCAGCGGCCGCCCAGACCGCUGUUUAUCCUAAACGCCAAUGCGCUGGGUGAGUAUGGUUGCUCGGUGGUUCUACCCACCAGUCUUCCGCCCACGGUCCGCAGAACGUCCUCUGCUCAGGUCUGGCAGACGAGGCUCAACGCAACGAAGGACGCGGCCUUCCAGUCGUAUAAAGCAUUGCAUUACGCGGGCUUGCUCACCGAGCACUUACUUCCCAUCCAUGCAGAAGACAGGAAGCACGGAGGUGCGCACGGGACUAUUGAGACUCGAGACUCGAUUGUCAACGUUGCGCCCCAAUUUGACGUGUGGUCGCGGUGCAGACAGGCACUGAAUGCAAAGAGGCCACUCUUUGCGCAUCAAGUCACAAUUGCAGGGGAAGUGAAUGUACAGCUUCUUCUGCCUCUCAAGUCCCAGGCCAUUCGCUGUACCAUAGUGUCAGCCGAAGGUAUCGAGAUCGCUGUGAAGGUGCGACCAGUCCCUGAUACUAUUCCAGACGUGUAUGCCACGGCCGCCCGCAUCACGAAAUUCUUGUACGCGUCCGUCCUGCAACGGCGCUUGCCUGGAGUUGAGGAAGAUGGCUACUUGCUUUCACACUACAUCGUACCAAAAAUCCCGCUGGAGCAAUGGGAUACUUGGCUAGCAGCAGCUAAGGUACGAUCACCGCUGUCUCAAGCCCACGAACCUUAUGGACAGGAGGCUCUACUGUAUGUGCAUAAUCAGACGGUCCCAUACAUCUGGACGAUGCAGAAGCCGGCCCACAAUAUUCAGGCAAUCAGGCUUUCUCGUGCCAUCGAUCUGUCGAGGAAACAUAGCAGCCUUCCCUCGGCGCCCGUGGCCAGGGACCUUCCUCUUGCGGACUGCAUGAUUUCCGGCCUACAGCCAAGGUAUGCUCGCGUCAUGUCCUAUAUGCCGACGAUCCUGCACGAAGUUGAGAAAUCUGUGAGGUCACAACAAGCCCUGGCUAUCACUCGGCUGUGCGACCUUACGAUCGAACCUUCAACGGUGUGUUCAGCAUUCGUGAGCCCGAAGGUAUCAAAUACGAAUUACCAACGCCUGGAAUUCAUCGGCGACGCUCUUCUAAAGUUUCUUGCCGCCAUAAACGUCUUCUGUAACAAUCAAAGCUUUCACGAAGGCGCUCUCACCGUGAUGGUGGCUAGGCUCGUCAGCAAUGCAAGGCUGCAUCGCUCUGCUCUGGAGACUGGGCUGGCACAGUUCCUGACCACGCAGGCAUUCUCCGGGAAAGGAUGGAAUUUAACUCCUCAGGAGCCCGUGCAGAGACAACUUUCCUCCAAGACUUUGGCCGACAUGAUCGAGGCGAUCUUAGGAGCGGUUUAUAUGCCAGGAGACACAGCAGACAUGAGCAAAGCCACCGAAGCAUUGAAUCUGUUCCUACCGGAAACUACGUGGAGGACACCCGACCAAGACAUUGCUCGCGUGCACGUUGCUGACAUGCCGGAAGUCGUGAACAAAGACAUACUCGGAGACGUAGAGGCCAUCAUCGGCCAUCGCUUUAGCCGUCCUGUGCUGCUCCUAGAAGCACUGAAUCACUCCUCACAGAGCCUCCCACUUCGCACGUACGAUCGUUUGGAGUUUCUCGGCGACGCGAUAAUUGAUCUGAUCGUUAAAGAGCGUCUGUACAACAGCAAGCAGCAGUUCGGCGAAUCUUACAUGACACAAGCCAGCCAUGCUAUCGUAAACAAAGAGACCUUUGCGCUUUUGACGACUCGCGCGGCUAUGCGAGUUGAUCAUGUCGAGGUAAAUGUCGAUCUCCGCUCGAAGACACCAGCACUUACACAAACGACCAAUUUCAAGCGACUGCACGACUUUCUGGCCCGAGCACCCAGCGCAGAUCUCGUGUCGCAGAGAUCGCAAUUCAUGCGCAACUAUGACGAGAUCAUUGACUCUGUCACCGAAGAAAUGAAGAGCAGCAAAGCUUGGCCUUGGGCUGAGAUGCUUCAUCUGAACUCGCCAAAAUGGGCUUCAGACAUCCUCGAGUCCAUCAUCGGCGCGGUCUUCAUCGACUCUCAAGCUGACCUUGAGGCAUGCUGCAGCGUCUUGACGACUCUAGGACUCAUGGAUCUUGUCCAGCGAGCAGUAGACGAGCCCGAUAUCUCUUACACACAAAUGAGAGAAGAAAUUCGUAUCGCAUUUCCAGGCAAGGCGAAAUUCACCACCACCAAGACUCGGGAUCUAGCCGGUAAUGAAUGGGUGUACGCAUGUACGGCGGAGGUUGAGGGCGAGGGCACGGCCGGCGUUACUGCUAUCGCCACCAACUGUAGCUGUGAGGCCGAGGCCGAGGAGCGAGCAGCCUUUCAAUUACUACAAACCACAAAACAAUCACAGCAACCUCCUUCGGUUUCCGAGCCACGUAUCAAGAAGCGGAAGAGGGUCGACUCGGUCCAUGGCGCAGAGUCUUCAGGAGACGAUUCUGAUUUCAGCGAAGAUGAUGCGGAAGCAAUUGUUCGAGAGUCGAGUGAGGAAGCAGCAUUGUGA
Molecule: messenger RNA, 4224 nt
Organism: Cyphellophora attinorum
Lineage: Eukaryota; Fungi; Ascomycota; Eurotiomycetes; Chaetothyriales; Cyphellophoraceae
Product: Dicer-like protein 2
Exons: 2
Coding region: 1-4224 (1407 amino acids)
Biological process (GO): RNA processing
Molecular function (GO): ATP binding; ribonuclease III activity; nucleic acid binding
Source: RefSeq, a predicted model, not a curated record